Molecule: messenger RNA, 582 nt
Organism: Bombina bombina (fire-bellied toad)
Lineage: Eukaryota; Metazoa; Chordata; Amphibia; Anura; Bombinatoridae
Product: sesquipedalian-1
Exons: 2
Coding region: 68-562 (164 amino acids)
Biological process (GO): retrograde transport, endosome to Golgi; receptor recycling; endosome organization
Cellular component (GO): early endosome; trans-Golgi network; recycling endosome
Source: RefSeq, a predicted model, not a curated record
ACGGCAGAGCACUGGUGAGAGGGGACUGCAGAGUGUUGGUGAGAGGACGGCAGAGCACUGGUGCUUAAUGAAGCUAAAGGUCAGUUCUCAUCUGGCGAUUUCGCCCCCCGAUAAGGAAGGUUAUCUCCUGAAGAAGGGGGGCCGUCACACAUCAUACCAGAAGCGCUGGUUUUGGUUGCGGGGAAAUGUUCUUCUUUACUGGGAGCGGAAGGGAGACCAACAUCCCCCUUGUCUUAUCCUCCUAGAGGGAAGCUCCGUGUCUCUGCGACACUCCCGCCUGGAAUACGCAUUCUCUCUGUACUCUGUCUCUCGUGUCUACAAUAUGGCAGCUGAAUGCCAGAAAGAGCUGGAAUCAUGGGUGCGUGCACUACUUAGUGCUAGCCUGGGUUAUACUCAAGCACUCUUGAUAGAGUUAAAGGGACAGUACCUAGGUCUAACAGGGGCCACUGGACAUACAGAAGACUUAGAUGAAGUGAUGUGGCGUGCAGACUUCAGAGAUCUGCACCACUGGCUGGGGAAAGAAAUACAGGAGCUGCGAAAACCAAACUUGAUAAACAUGUAAUAAACAUUUUGUAUAAAGUG